This is a messenger RNA of Danaus chrysippus (African queen), 648 nucleotides long. The record is from the annotation of a GenBank genome assembly. Lineage: Eukaryota; Metazoa; Arthropoda; Insecta; Lepidoptera; Nymphalidae.
AUGAAUGCGUUGUAUAGAAGAACUGUUUUGUUUAAACACUGCGAUUUAAGAAAGCGCUUUAUACAAUAUGUCCAAGGUCAGGAGCCUGAACCCAAAAUAAGGGAAUAUUUUUAUUAUAUAGAUCACCAAGGAAUGUUAUUUCUAGAUGAUUCUAAAAUGAAGAACUUCACUUCAUGUUUUAAAGAGAAAAAAUUCCUUGAAUUCUUUUUCAAAAGGAUAAGGCUGAAUAAAAGUGGUAGAUAUGAAAAAGAAUUCCCAUAUAUAUCUUUAUGUGGACGAGAAAGAAACUUCGUAAGAUGUGAUGAUGUACCAAUUGUUUAUACACACAUUGUUAAUGUAGACUCAACUGACUUUUUAUUAUAUGGUUAUACAGGUGACUCAAUGAAAGUCCAAUUUCAACCUGAAAAAGUUUAUAUGUUACCAGAUACUGGUAGAGUAUACCAUCCAGCCGAUGAUAAAUAUGGAGGUGUGGGGCUCAUUAGAUCUAAACUAGCUAUUGAGAUAAGCAAACAUUUUACAUUUGAGAAUGGUGAACAUAAUUCUCCCACUCAAUUUACUUGGAAGGACACUAAGUAUACUUUAGACCAAUCUUGGUUCCCACAAGCAGUAGAAAAGUAUAAUAUUAAAAUAAAUUCAAUCCCUUAUUAG